GAUGGAGGAGGAAUCCGGGGCCUAUCAUCCCUCAUCAUCCUGAAGUACCUAAUGAAACGAGUCAGGCCGGACAACCCCCCCAAACCAUGCGAAUAUUUCGACCUGAUUGGAGGGACAAGCACUGGCGGACUUAUCGCUAUCAUGCUUGGUCGGCUCCGCAUGGAUGUAGACACCUGCAUUGAAAAGUAUGGCGAGCUUUCUUCGCGUGUGUUCCAACCGAAGCGGGCAGGAGUAAACUUCCUGGACAAAUUGAAAGAUUUCGCCAAGGCUGAGGAAAGUAUCGCUCUGGCCGGCGAUGCGCAGUCGAGGCUCCUUCAGAUCGGCCCAGACCCCGAAUGCAGAGUUUUUGUAUGUGCCUUCACGAAUGAUCUCAACGUCCCUGUCCGACUCCGGUCCUAUUCUACGGCAGACUCUGUCGAUUCUCUUUCUGGAUCACGCUGCGCCAUCUGGGAGGCCGCACGAGCCACAUCCGCCGCAGCCACAUUCUUUGAUCGGAUCCAGGUCGGACGUCAAUAUUACGUUGAUGGGGCCACAGGCUACAACAACCCAGUAGAAGUAGUUCUCGAAGAAGCCAAUUCUAUCUGGCCAGACGCACUGGCGAGAAUCCAAUGCCUCGUAAGCAUCGGGACGGGGGUUCCAGACCUAAGGGACUUUGGCGACAACCUCAAGGGCGUAUUCGAAACAGUGAAAGAGAUCGCGACAGAAACAGAGAUAACACAGAAGAGAUUCUUGAAAAACCACGUUCAUUUAGGCGUCAAGGGUCGUUACUUCCGGCUCAACGUCAAUGAGGGCCGCCUUACGGGAGUUGGGUUGGACGAGCAUAAGAAGCAGGGUAGAAUAGAGAUUGCGAGCGAAGAUUAUCUCGAGGAUCCUCAAACCAGAACACUGGUCGAUGAAUUUCUUGCAGUUCGUGCACCGCUGGCACACAGAACAAGUGAGACCCCAGGUCAGUAA
Fusarium oxysporum Fo47 is the source of this 954-nucleotide messenger RNA. Its product is annotated as phospholipase, patatin family protein. The transcript has 4 exons. NCBI's taxonomy places the organism in Eukaryota, Fungi, Ascomycota, Sordariomycetes, Hypocreales, Nectriaceae. The annotation marks the transcript as partial. The record is from RefSeq and is a predicted model, not a curated record. Gene Ontology annotation, cellular component: membrane. Gene Ontology annotation, biological process: arachidonate metabolic process.